AGAGGAUUUACACAGAUGGAGACUGCUUGGCUCGCACUUUUUGGCACUUUAGUCAUCGCUUCUGAGAUUACCAAUGAUCCACAAGUGUCUGUUCUUCAAUUCCCCAAGUCUGGUGGAGGGGUGAGGAGGAGGAAGAGAGACUGGGUUAUUCCUCCACUCAGUGUUACUGAGAAUAAGAGAGGAACCUAUCCCCAAAAAGUAGCUCAGAUCCGCUCUAGUGAAGAUAAAACAAGGAAGCUCUUUUACAGCAUCACUGGUCCUGGAGCUGAUCUGCCUCCUAUUAAUCGUUUCAUAAUGGACAGAGAAACGGGCAAUCUGUAUGUAACACAACCACUCGACAGAGAGGAAACAGCCAGUUACACGUUUGAAGUACAUGUUGUGGUAGAAGGAGCAGGACAAGCUGAGGAUCCCAUGGAGAUUAUAGUCAUUGUGAUCGACCAGAACGACAACAAACCUUAUUUUACGGUGGAGUACAACGCAAAUGUUGCUGAGGCCACGGCCAUCGGGACUGAGGUGGUUAGGGUUGAGGCCAAAGAUGACGAUGAGCCAAAUACUGACAACUCAGAGCUCCGCUAUCGUAUUCUGAACCAGGACCCACCGCUGCCCACUGACAACAUGUUUGAAAUCACCCCAAUUACUGGAAGCAUCAGAGUCACUGGUAGAGGAUUAGACAGAGAGAAAUAUCCACAGUACACUCUGACAGUACAAGCAGCAGAUAUGGCAGGAGAAGGGUUAACUGGACAAACCAAAGUCAUCCUCACGGUGACGGACAGCAAUGACAACGCUCCAGUCUUCACUCAGAGCUCAUAUACUGCAACAGUUGAUGAAAACAAAAAGGAUGUUGUGGUGGUUAGGAUGAUAGUAACAGAUGAGGAUGAACCACAAACUCCAGCCUGGAACGCCAUCUUCAAGAUCGUCAGUGGUGAUCCUGAUGGACUUUUCACAGUAAAAAUGGGAACUAACAAACAGGAAGGAAUCCUUUCUACUGCAAAGGAGCUGGACUUCGAGAGGGCCAGCAAGCACACUCUGUUGGUUUCAGUGGAGAAUGAGAUUCCUUUUGCUGGUGUUUCUGUGGUCACUUCUACCGCCACAGUGGUGGUGAGUGUGAGAGAUGUGAAUGAAGCUCCAAUAUUUGAUCCAAAGGAGACGCUUGUGGUAAAACCAGAGGACCUUGCUGUGGAUGAAGCUGUGGUGCAGUACACUGCUUCAGACCCAGACACUGCACGCAAGCAGACAGUCUCGUACAAAAUAAUGAAUGACCCUGCAGGCUGGCUGAACGUGGACAAGGACACAGGUCUUAUUAAAGUGGGAGCGUCCAUGGACAGAGAGGGUAUCUUCAUCACAAACAACAGAUACACUGCAACCAUUGGUGCCUAUGAUGAUGAUGCAGUCCCAGCUACAGGAACUGGUAUUCUGAUCAUUCAGCUGGAAGAUGUCAAUGACAAUGCUCCCACCAUUGAGCAGCAUAAAAUUAUGGUGUGCAACAAGGAUCCAGCUCCUCAGCUGCUCUCAGUAACAGAUAAAGACGGACCAGAAUUUGGAGCUCCCUACUCGGUGUCUUUACAGGGCAUGUCAAAGACCAACUGGACCGCUAGGAUGAAUGACACCAGAACGGGCAUCAUCUUGAAUUUAGCCGCUGAGCUGCCCAGUGGAAAUUACAGUGUUAUACUGAGAGUGGCAGACAAGCAUGGCUUGGGGCAGGACAACAUCAUCAAAGCUGAAGUGUGCGACUGCAAGGGAGAAGAUUUGAUGUGUACUCAGCGUGCUUUAGGUGGCAGCAACCUGCCCAUUAUUCGGGGAGUACUUGGAGGCAUUCUGCUGCUCAUGCUGGUCCUGAUUGUGCUGUUUGUCAGUCUGAGGAAAGAGGAGCAGAAGGAGCUAACAUCUAAAGACAACAUCUUCUACUAUAACAGAGAGCAAAGUAGAGAGGAUGAUCAGGUAAAUGGACACCAGUUCUGAAUGCAGCGUUAGCCU
This is a messenger RNA of Haplochromis burtoni (Burton's mouthbrooder), 1974 nucleotides long. RefSeq names its product cadherin-1. Gene Ontology annotation, molecular function: calcium ion binding; cadherin binding. NCBI's taxonomy places the organism in Eukaryota, Metazoa, Chordata, Actinopteri, Cichliformes, Cichlidae. Gene Ontology annotation, biological process: cell-cell junction assembly; cell morphogenesis; adherens junction organization. Gene Ontology annotation, cellular component: adherens junction; catenin complex; cytoplasm. The record is from RefSeq and is a predicted model, not a curated record. Bases 16 to 1959 code for a protein of 647 amino acids. The transcript has 13 exons.